GACGUGUGCUUUCCAGUGGAGCUUUUCAGCUGUUUGUAAGCUGCGUUACUUUUUCAAUUAAACCAUGGUGCUGCUAGAAAACGACGCGUUUCUGACAGAGCUCACUCGCCUGUUCCAGAAAUGCAGGACCAGCGGGAGUGUAGUGAUCACCUUAAAGAAAUAUGAUGGUAGGACAAAGCCAGUACCAAGGAAAGGCCAACCAGAGACGUUUGAACCAGCUGACAACAAAUGUCUUGUCAGAGCAUCAGACGGCAAGAAAAAAAUUAGCACAGUGGUCAGCACCAAAGAAGUAAUAAAAUUUCAGAUGGCAUACUCAAACUUGUUAAGAGCACACAUGGACGGCCUGAAGAAGAAAGACAAGAAGAGUAAAAGCAAAAAGACUAAAGCUACACAGUAAGAGACACUAAAAUCUUAAGAGAAAGGGAAUGUUGAUUAAGCAAGGCCACCUGCAGAGACAUCCAAAUACCCACCAAUGCCCGACCUCUACAACAGCAGUAGGAUACUAUUAUCAACUUUACCUUCCUGUAAGUGACACGUGGCACGUAAUAACGGGAAUGGAGGUUGAUUAUCCUGUUUAAGUAUUACCUUGACGUCUCAUUUUUGAUAAAAAAAAAAUCAUGUCUGUGUGGAUGGAUAUGGUUUUAUGGAUUUUGCCACCGGGCAUAAUUUGGUGAGGUGGUGCCAUGUGAUUUCACUGCCUUUGACUAUGGCUUAUUUUUAAACUGUAUUUUGAUUUCUGAAAGUUAAAUGUGUUAAGAUUAGUGAAAUUUAAGCUAUCCUUCUCUUCAUAACAGAGGCUUCUGUAGAUGUCCAGGCUUCUUAUUUUCUGUUCAUUUGUACAGACCAGGUUUUGUACUGUAAGUGUAUUUUUAUUUUGGACAUUACUUCUUUAAACCAGAGCCAGACAAAAUGAAUACUGUCUGAAAAUCUUCUUUCCAUUUACUGUGCCUUGGACAGAACAUCCUCUCCGGAAUGGAUUGCACAUCUGUAGUUAGGUUUGUCAUCCAUUUGGCUUAAAAGGUAUCACAUUAUUUUUGAAAAGGUUGUAAUUUAUUAAGUUUAAAAUAAGAUCUGUCUAGUAUUUGCCAUAUGCGUAUGUGCGUAAUAUUUAGUUAGUGUAUAUAAUUUCAACAGAAUAUAUUAGUUAGAAUUUGGCUCUUUAACUUACAAAGAAUGCAAUGCAAUGUAAACCCCUCAGUUGGAAGAAAUAAAUACAUUAUAUACACAACUACAUCAUGUGGAAAGUGAUUCUAAAGCUGAUGUUUUUAAAGUACAGUGUUCCUCUUGUCCGGUUGCUCUCUGGUAGAGCCGAGUGUAGCGUUUCGUUUAGCCUCCUCUUCCAUCGCGUAGCCCUGCUGCAUCAGCCGAGUUACGUACUGGAAUAGAGUCUGUAAAACAUGUACAAUGCUCAGAAUUUACUGUAGUACUUUUAAAAAGCAAUCAAAGCAACAAAUCCCUUUUCUUUAUAAAAUAUGUAUGUGGUAGUUACAGUCCAGGCUUUAGUAAACCCAUUUAUUUAGUAUGCACAGUUACACAGUUAUUUAUUAGAAAUGUGUCUGACUAGUUCAUUUGUAAGACAGGUAUGUCUCGGCCCGUGCCAACUAUUAACAAUAUCACGUUAAUUUGCAAUAAAUUGUUGCCAUUUUUAAUUAA
Trichomycterus rosablanca is the source of this 1653-nucleotide messenger RNA. RefSeq names its product signal recognition particle 14 (gene srp14). Bases 65 to 397 code for a protein of 110 amino acids. NCBI's taxonomy places the organism in Eukaryota, Metazoa, Chordata, Actinopteri, Siluriformes, Trichomycteridae. Gene Ontology annotation, cellular component: signal recognition particle, endoplasmic reticulum targeting. The record is from RefSeq and is a predicted model, not a curated record. Gene Ontology annotation, molecular function: 7S RNA binding; endoplasmic reticulum signal sequence receptor activity. Gene Ontology annotation, biological process: SRP-dependent cotranslational protein targeting to membrane. The transcript has 5 exons.